This is a messenger RNA of Benincasa hispida (wax gourd), 937 nucleotides long. RefSeq names its product nascent polypeptide-associated complex subunit beta-like. The record is from RefSeq and is a predicted model, not a curated record. Lineage: Eukaryota; Viridiplantae; Streptophyta; Magnoliopsida; Cucurbitales; Cucurbitaceae.
CCUAAUAUACAAAGCAUUGCGCCGUCCCAGACCGAGGCUAUCGUCUACCGCUUCAAAGCAUUCAGACUCAAAAAACUUCAAAUCAUCUUCAAGAUGGAUCAUACAAAGCUCCAGAAGAUGGCUGGUGCAGUUCGCACUGGUGGUAAAGGAAGCGUGAGAAGGAAGAAGAAGGCUGUUCACAAGACAACUACCACAGACGAUAAACGGCUUCAAAGUACCUUGAAGAGAAUAGGAGUUAAUGCAAUUCCUGCAAUUGAGGAAGUCAACAUUUUCAAGGAUGAUGUAGUUAUUCAAUUUACUAACCCGAAAGUUCAGGCUUCUAUUGCGGCAAACACAUGGGUUGUUAGUGGUUCUCCUCAAACGAAAAAAUUGCAGGAUAUUCUUCCUGGAAUCAUCAACCAAUUGGGGCCCGAUAACUUGGACAAUUUGAGAAAGUUGGCUGAGCAGUUCCAGAAGCAAGCACCUGGAGCAGGUGCUGGUGCAGCAGCAGCAGCCAAUGCUGAGGAUGACGAUGACGAUGUUCCCGACCUUGUUGAAGGGCAGACCUUCGAAGCUGCUGCAGAAGAGAGUAAAGCCUCCUAGAUAGAGGAGCUCUCAAGAUGAUUUUGUUUAGCUUUUCUUUUUUCUUACAUAUUUUUAAGUGUUUGGGAAGAGUUCCAUUUUUCUCCGUGUAUUUGUUUUUGCUAAUCUUUUGUUUUCCCCAUGGCAUUUUACUCGCCCUGCUCCCAUGUAACGCCCCGAUGGAUGGAUUUUUUUAAUUGCCUGCCCCCCACCCCUUUAACAGCCUUAAUUCCUCUUGGUAAUGCUUUUCAUAAUUUUGUUGCGGAAUUGAGGGCUACCAUCCCAAAAAAAAAAUAUGGGGAUUAAAUUUAAGCCAACUUUGUAUUCGAAUAUGUUAAGUUAUGGUUAUUAAGUAGUCCUUUCUCACCUUUUCUCA